GCGGAGAGAACGAUUAACCUUUAGAUCUGACACAUUACGUAAUUUUUAAUCAAUCUUUCUUUCAAUUCAAAUAAAAAACUUUGCAUACUUCUUCUAGUAUUAUACGGAUACGUAACAAUAACAAUAGUAAAUUUUAUGAAAAUUGAUCAAGACAAAGAGAGUAGCGUUUUGGAGUAAAAAUAGGAGAGCUCGAGGUCCAAUGGUGCAAAAAUGUUAGCUAUUCAACGGACCAUUAGUCUACUAUUCCCCAACUUCUAUAAUAUCUCUAUACUUCGCAUCUCCACCCUCCAUUUUUCCACGUAUAUCCCUCAGGAUCUCAACACGUGGCAUAUCUCUUUCGCGCUCUUUGGGUCCAAUAUCCAAUUGUCUUUUAAAAACCCAAAUAAUUCGGAAACCAAGUGAUUUCUAACAAAAACAACUGUGCACACACGCUUGUCGAUAUUCAAUUUUUUCACAAUUCCCAAAUAAAAAAAUUUUACGAAAAUUUCAUAAUUCCAAGUCCCACGAAUGUAGCUUUUGAUGCAUUCAUACAAAGUAUUAAAUAUUCUUUUAAACAUUUAUAUACAAAACAUCUUUUACUCAUUGAUUGUUCUUUCCGAAAACCUGAAAUGCCUCCUCUGUUUCUUCCUUCUUCUUCCUCUGCUCUGUUUCUACUUCUUCUCCUCCUCUUAACUCUCCAAACCCUAACUUCCAUCUCUCUCUCUCAGCCAGACGCUCUCCGUUCACCGGAAAAGUGUGGAAACUUCUCAGUCUCCUUUCCUUUCCACCUCUCUUCCUCCUCCUCCGCCGCCACUUUUCGACUCUCCUGCACAAACUCAUCCACUCUGUUUCUUCAUAUAAACCACCAAAGUUACCGAAUCAUCGAGUUCUUCACCGACGGUCUCCUCGUAGACUUCCCUUCAUCUCCUUCUUGUCGCCAAUUCAACGACUUACGCUCUUUCCCUUUCUCCGCAAACCAAUUCUUCUCCAUCUCUUUCGAAAACGUAAUCGGUCUUUAUGACUGUGAAGAUUCUUCUCUCUGUAAAUUCGGUUGCGAAACCAACGAUCUCUUUGGUUGCGAUGGCAGAGAGGAAGAUGAAACUUCCGGCGGAGAUAUCGGUUGUUGCUACCCUCUGUCCGAUCACAGCGCGUGGCGUGCAGGCGAUGAUUUCUCUGUUUUUAGUAAAUAUGGAUGCAGAGGAUUCUCUUCGUGGUUUGUUCCACGAGGGACGAACAGAGGAAAUCGAGGCGUUAAGUUGGAGUGGGCUAUUCCAAGAAACUCGUCGGAGGCUAUUUGUGAUCGUGAGGCUCGAACUGUUAACGCUACGGCUAUUGAAGGAAGUGUUCGUUGUGUGUGCCGUGAUGGCUUCGUCGGCGACGGCUUCGUCCAUGGCACCGGUUGCUUAAAAUCUUGCUAUAAAGACGGAAAGGAAUUAUAUGGAGGCAAAUGCAAGAUCAAGAAACACAACGGGAAGAAACUCACCGUUUUAGCCGGUGUUUUGGCUCCUCUGUUCAUACUUGGCUCACUGUUAGCUCUCUUCUGUCUCCUUAAACGUCCUGUUACAACUCACAAAGACCAGCAGUUCGAUAUCUCUACCUCAACUACUACUAGUGUUUCGUUUCGCAAAGAUUACAACAAGACUCGUCUUCUCUUCACUUACAGUGAGCUAGAUGAAGCCACCAAAGGGUUUCAAGAUUCACAGAAACUCACACAAGGGAAAACUGGAACAAUCUAUUCAGGCAAUUUAACAAACGGAACACGCGUGAUCGUUCACAAGGUUCUUUGCGAAAACAAGAUUGAAUUCAUGGAGAUUUCGUCUCAGAUCGAUCAUCUAUCCGCGGUUUUGCAUAGAAACCUCGCGAGAAUCAUAGGUUUCUGUAUGGAUAUUGGAUAUAACCCACUCGUUGUUUACGAGUAUCCGGUAAACGGAUCACUUGGAGACCGAUUGCGUCUAGGGCUUGAUUGGUGCAAGAGAGUUAACAUUGUAGCUGAAGUAGCUGGUUUACUCGCUUUACUUCAAUACGAGAACUAUCCACCGAUUCUACACAACAACAUUUCUUCUGGUUACAUCUUUUUAGACGAAGAUUUUCAAGCUAAAGUCACAGGUUUUGGUUUACAGAGGAAACAGAGGAUUGAUACUAGUAUGUACGAUUUCGCGGUUUUGCUUCUAGAGAUUGUGACUGGUUUAAAGCAGAGAGAAGAGACAGUGACUCAAGCGUUGCAGAGGAUUAGAAGCGGUAAGCUUGAAGAAAUCGUGGAUCCUUCUAUGUAUUUUCAUGAGCAGCCUGUGGCUUUUAGAGAACAGAUUGGUUUAGUAGCUGAUAUCGCGACUCGGUGCGUUUUGUUUGGUGGUGAUGGGAAAUUUGGAAUGGUUGAUGCAGCUAGAGAGCUGUUGCAGAUCGCUGGAAACAACGGUGGAGGCGGUUGCGAUAAGAAAAGAGAUGGAAUUGAGGAAACGUUUUCGAAUUCGAGUUUGCUUCAGAUGAUUUCUAUGUCUCCUGAUUCUAUCUAUCUCCCUAAGACCUAAAACAAAAACAGAGGAAGUGAAUUUUGUUUUGAAAGUAUGUAAAUUUAAAACGCUUUGCUUGAGAGUAAAGAAACGUUUUUUU
This is a messenger RNA of Arabidopsis lyrata subsp. lyrata, 2589 nucleotides long. RefSeq names its product probably inactive receptor-like protein kinase At2g46850. Gene Ontology annotation, biological process: protein phosphorylation. The record is from RefSeq and is a predicted model, not a curated record. Gene Ontology annotation, molecular function: protein tyrosine kinase activity; polysaccharide binding; ATP binding. Lineage: Eukaryota; Viridiplantae; Streptophyta; Magnoliopsida; Brassicales; Brassicaceae.